AUGUACUUACUUAAGCAUCGGAGAGCCUUCGACCGGUACCACACCGGUGCCCUAGGUCUUACCGAGCAUUUGUUAUCUUGCAGAUCGAACGCCCUACCGAGGCCCAGAGCAUACCGAAGGCCCAACAUCACUAAGUUGCGCGGGAAAAUGCCGAACCAUUUUUCUGCGUCAACAGUUUGGCGCCGUCUGUGGGAAUUCGAUAAGAAUCGACCUGCAAUUCCUAAAAAACACAUGGGAACCACUUCAGUACUAACGUUAUUAUCGGAGGAUGGACUACCGUACGGCAUGCCAAGCGGAGCAAUCCCCGUUCUGCACCUUAGCACUCCCUUCGGUAAUCCUCCGGUGAUUCAGACUACGGUUGAAGCGGAGCUUCUGGCUCAAAUGACUUCCAUUCGGAAGGAAAUGGCCAGGCUCCAAGAACAUAACAACCUCUUCUUGUCCAAAGUAGACGAAACCCAGUGGCUGCUUAAUCAGCCGAAAACGCAGAAUAUUCAAGCUACGGAACCUUCCUAG
This is a messenger RNA of Prunus armeniaca (apricot), 513 nucleotides long. The record is from the annotation of a GenBank genome assembly. Lineage: Eukaryota; Viridiplantae; Streptophyta; Magnoliopsida; Rosales; Rosaceae.